Kuraishia capsulata CBS 1993 is the source of this 129-nucleotide messenger RNA. RefSeq lists its product as uncharacterized. Bases 1 to 129 code for a protein of 42 amino acids. The record is from RefSeq and is a predicted model, not a curated record. The transcript has a single exon. NCBI's taxonomy places the organism in Eukaryota, Fungi, Ascomycota, Pichiomycetes, Pichiales, Pichiaceae.
AUGUACUCUUUGCGUUCAAUUGCUAAGACUGCCUCUUCUACCACCAGACUGAACACUUUAAACUUUGCCAGAAUGAGCUCCACUUUGACUACCGUAUGUAUUGGAUUCUUGAAAGCUCGGUCUGACUGA